Messenger RNA from Micropterus dolomieu (smallmouth bass), 2906 nucleotides. RefSeq names its product dipeptidyl peptidase 4-like. Gene Ontology annotation, molecular function: serine-type endopeptidase activity; dipeptidyl-peptidase activity. Gene Ontology annotation, biological process: proteolysis. NCBI's taxonomy places the organism in Eukaryota, Metazoa, Chordata, Actinopteri, Centrarchiformes, Centrarchidae. The record is from RefSeq and is a predicted model, not a curated record. The transcript has 26 exons. Bases 247 to 2475 code for a protein of 742 amino acids.
AGUAUGGGGAACAGCCUGACAAGCCCACUUCCUCAAAACACUGGGAACACCAUCAAACCUGACGAUCCUUACUCCGCUGGACAUUUAUUGUCCCAUGUACCUUUGAAACUUCAGUCGAGAUAAUAUUUAACCGCAAACCCACUGCAGUCCUAUAGUAAAGUGUUGCCAGCGAGUGUAGCCGCCUGGAUCGAUGGAGUUGUGAUUUGGACAGAUAUUGGUUACACACUUCACGGACGCGCAGAAACAAUGGUUUCCAUCGCCAAGGUGCUCCUCGGAGUCUUUGGGGUAGCAGUCGUCGUCAUCUUGAUAGCGGUACCUACGGCUGUACUUUUGAAAGAGGGGCAGGGGGGCAACAAGAACCAGAGAUCGUUCACCCUGGAGGAUGUCUUCAACAGUUCACUAAAGCCAAAGUCCUACAGCAUGAUGUGGAUCUCAGAUCAUGAGUAUCUGUAUAAGUCCCAGGGCUCAGUCUUCCUCAACGACGUGGUCACAGGGACUGUCAUAGAGUUCCUGAGCAAAGACAAGUUUUAUGAAAAAAAUGCUUAUGAAUACCAGCUGUCUGCUGACCACAAAUAUGUUGCAUUCAUGAGCAACCGUUCCAAGCUGUGGAGGCAUUCAUUUACAGGUUCAUAUUCUCUUUAUGACCGUGAAUUAGGCUCAUUUAUCACAAACUCUACCAUUCCUGAUGAAGUCCAGUACUUUUCCUGGGCUCCUGAAGGGAACAAACUGGCCUAUGUUUGGGAAAACGAUGUGUAUAUAAAGACAAACCCUAAGUCACCAUCACAGCAAGUCACUUUCAACGGCAUGGAAGGUCUGAUUUUGAAUGGGAUCCCGGACUGGGUGUAUGAGGAGGAGAUGUUCUCAUCCAAUCAGGCCCUGUGGUGGUCACCUGGAGGGAAGUACGUGGCCUACGCUGAGUUCAAUGACACUGAUGUCCACACCAUAGAGUACUCCUGGUACGGCGAGAACCAGUACCCCAGCACUGUUUCCAUUCCAUACCCAAAGCCAGGUACUCCCAACCCUGUUGUGAAACUGUUUGUUGUGGACACUGACAACACAAAAGAAAUUACUGAGGUUGUUGUUCCCCCUUCAUUCAGCUCGAGUGAGCACUACUUGGCCACUGUCACUUGGGUGACAGAUAAACGUCUUGCUGUCCAGUGGCUGAAAAGAGUACAAAACCACCUCAUUCUUCAGAUCUACAACUUUAGUGGAAACACAUGGGAUCCUGUCGAGCAUCUGGAGGUGAAAAGUUCCACCGGUUGGAUUGGACGGUUCUCUCCACCAGAACCAGUUUUUGCAGCAGACAAGAACAGCUAUUACCUGUUGAUGAGCGACGCCAAAGGGUACAAGCACAUCCAUCAUGUGGUCCGGGACACAGCUACACCAAUCACAUCUGGAGAAUGGGAAGUCACAGACAUCCUGAAAGUAACUGCAGAUAGUAUAUAUUAUUCAAGUAAUGAAGAGGGCGGUAGGCCAGGGGGAAGGAAUGUUUACAAGUGGACCAAACAAGAGACCAAGUGUCUGACUUGUGCAUUAAAUAAAGAAAACUGUCAGUACAACUCAGCCUACUUCAGCCACAAUGCCUCCUUCUACCGCAUGAGCUGCAGUGGUCCUGGCAUUCCUUUCUAUUCUCUCAUGGAUAACAGGAAUGAAAAAGUGAUAAGGGUUUUGGAGAACAAUACUGCAUUUAGCAGCCUGAUAGCUGACAUCCAAAUGCCCACCAUGCGUCGACGCUCCAUUAAAAUUGACGGAUACGAUCUCUGGUACCAGAUGUUUUUGCCUCCAGGCUUUGAUGAAUCCAAGAAGUACCCUUUGCUAAUAGAUGUGUACGCUGGUCCCUGCAGUCAGAAAGCCGAUUUUGUCUACAGGGUGAGCUGGUCCACCUACCUGGCCAGCACUGAGAAAAUCAUCGUCGCCAGCUUUGAUGGAAGAGGAAGCGGUUACCAAGGUGACAAGAUAAUGCAUGCAAUCUACAAACGUCUGGGAACCUAUGAGGUGGAAGAUCAGAUAACAGCUGCCAGGGAAUUCAUCAAAUUUGGCUACAUUGACAAAGACAGAGUUGCUAUUUGGGGCUGGUCUUAUGGUGGAUACGUAACAUCAAUGGCCUUGGGAUCUGGAAGUGGAGUUUUCAAAUGUGGAAUGGCGGUCGCUCCGGUCUCCAAAUGGGAAUAUUAUGAUUCCAUCUACACAGAGCGUUACAUGAUGGAGCCCUCAGAGAAUCCCUCUGCCUACACUAACUCAACGGUAACUGCCAGGGCCAACAAUUUCCAUUCAGUGCAGUAUCUUCUGGUUCAUGGAACAGCUGACGAUAAUGUACAUUUCCAGCAGGCAGCUGAGAUCUCUGAAGCUCUAGUGGAGAAGCAGGUGGACUUUGAGGCGAUGUGGUACACAGACAAGGAUCACGGGCUCGGCGGCUCGGCCUAUCAACACGUCUACACCCACAUGAGUCACUUCUUACAGAGGUGCUUUGCAUGAAGUCCACUGGAUCCCAAAAACCUCUUUUCAUUGUUUCAUGUGAAUAAAAAAUAUAAAUUUUGGGGAUCAAGACUUCAAAUGUAAAUGCAGGCUUGAUUACUAGUGGAAACGUAUUGAGUAAAAAGUGGGCUAAAACACGACAUUGGAGAUGGUAUUUUUACUUAUAACACAUCUACAUGUACAAUGUAAUGAAGUUUGUUUCAUGAAUUUAACUUUUAAAGAGGUUUUUACUUGACCUGGGCAAGGAAUCGAUAUAAUAAUGUGAUAGUUUAAAAUGUCGUAAAUGUACUUGGACAUGAAGAGUAUUUAUAGUUCAGAAACAUAAUGCUCCACAGUGAUUUUAUACAGUUUUACUAAAUUUAUGAAAGUUUUGACUGUAUUAUGUAAUAACUGUUUUGUAAAAUAAUAAAGGAAUAAAUAAUGAGAACCUC